This is a messenger RNA of Halichondria panicea, 1235 nucleotides long. RefSeq lists its product as uncharacterized. NCBI's taxonomy places the organism in Eukaryota, Metazoa, Porifera, Demospongiae, Suberitida, Halichondriidae. Gene Ontology annotation, molecular function: GTP binding. The record is from RefSeq and is a predicted model, not a curated record. The transcript has 2 exons. Bases 118 to 1146 code for a protein of 342 amino acids.
GAAUUAGUAAAGUAAACAGUCCCAUAAUACUGUACCUACACAGUAAAUGCAUACAGUAAAUUACUGUAGAUCUACUGAUAGGAGAAAAAUAGUGUCCACAACUUCAAAGAGUUGAGUAUGGCUACUUCUGAAGGUCAUAUCAAGGAGACCCGUGAGAUCCAUAUCUUAGUGACCGGUAAAGCAGGCAGUGGGAAGUCAUCACUCGUGAACGGGAUACUUGGCUUGAAGAUCAAGGAUGAAGGAAUAGAUACUAUCUAUGGUGAAGGAGAAGCAAAAGAAAAUGACAGCAACACUCAGCUAAAGACAUGCACCACUGAGGUCAAGCAGUACCAGUGCAGGAAAGAUGAUGUGUUAGCCACAGUUUGGGACACCCCGGGACUAUACGAUGGGACUCAGAACCAAGAGGCCUAUGUCCAAGAAAUGGUUGACAAGUGCUCACAAAACAUUGAUUUGAUGAUAUACUGUAUCAACUCAAGUGUAACACGGUUCGUGCCGGGCACUGAAAAUCCAGAGGCUUCCGUCAUUCGCACUUUAACCGAAGCUUUUAGUGAGGAGAUUUGGAAGAAGACUGUCAUUGUUCUUACAUUUGCGAAUACGAUUGAAAAUUUUCACGUUAGCUGGUCAAGACUUCGCCCAAGCGAGAAAGUUGAAAAAUUUGUUGCAGAAAUUCUUAAGUUUGAUAAAAAGGUACGAAAUCUAAUAAUAACAGAGGCGAAAGUUUCAGAAGAUGUAGCACAUGCUAUAAAAAUUUUACCAGCCGGUUACUAUGACGUUCGCAGCCUACCUGAUCGCGAAUAUUGGUUCACAGAAUUGUGGUUCGGUUGCUUGGACACUAUUUCAACACCUGAAACUAAAAACGCUUUCUACUCGAUGAAUGCCGAACGAAUACAGAAUCGUCAAGAUACAAGAGACAAAGAUUUUCAACAAGAUAUCGAGCUUCAACCGAUCGUAGUACAUGACCACACGAAAAAAGAAAUAUUAAUGAGGAUAACAAAAUUCAGUGCAGCUGGAGUUGCUGUAGGAGGUUGCGUGGGCGUUGUUAGCUCAGGGAUUGGAGCAGUGCCUCUAGCCGUGGGAGCUCUCGUUGGGGGUGCGAUUUUGGGUGGAGUGGGAUAUUUCACUAGCAGAAAGAAGGACUCAAAGUAGUUGAUUACAAUUAGUUGUGUACAAGUCCAUUGAUUUACACUCACAAAACAAUUAGUACUUUCCAUGGUAUGGAUCAUCAUACAUACGUA